AUGCAAGAUCUUGAAUUCACUUUCGACUUUAAUGACCAAGACGCUUGUAUUGAUGUAGCCAAAGAAAUAUGCUCAGAAAAUUUGGGAGUCAAAGCAAUAUUUCAAAAAUACACAGGAGGAGCCAAUAUUGAUAGUGCGGACCCAUCUGAACGAGAAAUCAUGAUGAGACAGUUAUUUCAGAUGAAUUUAGCUAUCUUAAAAGCAACUGUAAACCGAGUUGAAGAUUUAGAAUCAUCACCAGGAAGUGCAAAAGAUUCUGAUAAGCGCCAAGAAGAUAUAAGUGAGCUCAAGAAGCAGCUAGAAGACUCAAAACAGCAGAUUAGUGCAGAGCGCCAAAAAGCAGCUCAGCAGCUGAAAGCUCUUAAAGACCAGCUUGACAAUGCAAACGCUCAAAUCGGAGAUCUCAAUCAAAAAAGCCAAAAGCCAUCAUUGGAUGAUACUUUGGAAAGGGACAGGACCGCUUUAAGAGAGGCUAUGGGUAAAAUAAAGCAACUUGAGGCAAGACUAAGAGAAGUCGAUGCACAGCAAAACGCUAAAAUUCCAGCAAGACGCCCGCAGUCGACUCAAAAUGAAAUCUAUAGAAACUUAAAAUCAUGAAACGAGUGCUGCUUGAAAAUUCAAAAAGUCUGAAGAGGAUACAAACAAAGACAAAAAUAUUAUGAGCUCAUACAAGAAUAUGUCAAUAAGAUUAGAUUAGCCCCAAGAAUGCAGGCAUCUGAUGACGCUAUCAUGAGACAAGUAGCUGAUGCAGCCAAAAAGAGAAAUUUAACUCUUGAGCAGUGUUUCAGGGCUGCAGACAGCAAUGAUGACGGGACUGUUUCUUGUGAUGAAUUUGUUAAAUUUAUUACGACUCUAAAGCUGGGGCUUAGUAAAGCUCAAGUUUCUAGACUUAUGCUAAUUUUAGAUGAAGACUGCUCCGGACAAAUAGAAAGUAAAGAGUUUUACAAUGCAUUGGCCGCUUAUCAUGUCUCUGCUGAAGAUCAUCGAUCAUCAGCGAAAACCUAUGAACAAGAAAUUUUAAUAAAAUUCGCCAGAAUUAUCGACCAAAGAGGUAUUUCUCCUGAAGAGGUUUUUAACCUCUGUGAUAUUGAUGGGACUGGGCUAAUCAGCACAAAAGAACUCGAAAAAUUUUUAUUAGGGAUGAACGUCGGCUUCCAGCAGAAAGAAGUUUUUGCAUUAAUGACCUUGCUUGAUACAGAUAGAAGUGGAGAACUGAAUAAAGAAGAAUUUUUAAAGUAUUUGAAUAAAGGAAUACAGGCAUUUAAAAUUGAAAGCAUGAUUGGAAAUUCAGCAGCACCAAUGAAGCCUUCAGAUACCAGAAAAAAUGCGACAAAUGUGCAAGCACCAAAAGAAAAUAAUGAAGCUAUAAGGCAGCUUGUUGCAAAAAUGGAAAGCAGAGGUACAAGCAUUUCUGAGCUUUUCCAAAUAAUUCAAACUGAUAAAUCAGGCAGGAUGACUAUUGCUGCGUUUUCAAGAGGGAUUUCUAAGCUUUACCCACAUAUGACAAAGGAUGAAGUCUUGACAUUGUUAAGCUCAAUUGAUUUAGAUCAAAAUGGAAUGCUUGACUCAAGAGAAGUCAGCAAUUUUUUAUUAAUUUCAAAAAGAAUUCAUCUAAAUUAUUGCUAAAUGAAUCAUAUUUUUUAUAUAAAAAUAGAAAAGUUUACCUCAAUUAUUUAAUUAAUUCUUACUACCUAUAAUAUCAUCCUAUUCAUCUACAGGAAACCUCACAAUCAAACAAAUUUUUGAAAAAAUGGCAAGCCAAAUUCAAGCCCAAAAAAUUUCUACAGUUGAUUUCUUUACACGCUCAAGAAUCAGAGACCGAUUAGACCAGCAAGAAUUCAUCCAAGACAUUGGAAGAGUUUUUAGCUUAACCCCAUCCCAAUGCCAAGAAGUUUUUAAUUACCUUAACUUCGAAGAAGUUGGAGAAAUCCUAACAAGAGACUUAAUUUCUGUCAUCCAAUCAUACAGGACUGACUCAGCAGAAAAUGUGUCUGCCCCAAAAUCUUCUCAAGCAGCCAAACUUGUCGCCAAUGAUGCUGCACAAGAACUAUUAGCAAUUUUAAAAGAAGUAGGACUUGAGCCAGUCAAUAUUUUUAAAUUCGCUGACAGAGGAAAUAGAGGGACUAUUCAAGUUGGGGAUUUUUUAACAGCCCUUGUAAAGCUGCUGCCCAAUAUUAGUGAAAGCUUAUUAAAGCGAGUUAUUGAAAUAUUCCCCAGCGCAACUAUAAGCAGAAAUGAUGUUAUUGCAGCUUUUAAAAAUGUUGAGCCCAAAGAAAAUAAAGAAGGGUUGGACCAAUUUGGAUUGACUGUAGAGCAAGUAUAUUGGCUGAAAAAAUUAAAUGAAGCUAUAGUUAAGAUGAGAGCAACCCCAGAAACUAUUUUUAUAGCUUCAGACCUAGACCAAGACGGUAAAGCAAACAGCCAAGAAAUCCGUGCAGCUAUGAAAAGAUUCUUCCCGAGUACAAUACUCUCUCAUACUGAGCUAAGUUUAAUUGAACAAUCACUAGAUAUCAAUAAAAAUGGGUUCAUUGAGGAACAGGAAUUCACAAAAAGGCUUCAAGAUAUAAAGAGCUCAAACCAUCCUGAGUCCGUCACUUCACACGACGACUACACACCACGAUUAAUUUUUUGGACUAUUUUUCUAUGACCUAUUUGGUCUAUUUUUUAAAAUUAUUUUCUGAAUUGUUUGAUCUUUUUUUAUUCUAUUUAGUUUGAGUAUGAUUCCAUAUUAGUUUUUCGACUUAAUGUUAAUCCAUUUAAUCUACUGUUUUCAACCGAAAUACUAUUAUAAAAUUUUGAGCAUUGAGCAAAUGCCUAAAAAAAUGGGGAAAAUAAAAUAAGCCAAAAAUGAGUAUUUUAGUAUAUGCGUAUUCUAAGGAAACCUGAGUCUGCACUAAAAGCUUAUGCAGAAUCAAGGGAAAAACAGGAAAAGCAGGAAAGGCAGGAAGAAGUUAAAAUGCCAGUUCCAAAGCCUGUACAGCCUGCGGCUAAAAGCCAAUCACAACCAAUUUCUGCCAAUCAAAAAGUCCAACCUCCUCCUGCUGUUGAACAAAAGCCAAAGGUCAAGGAAGCUUUUAAUGAGCCUAUUCCUGAAGCUAGAAAGCCAGCACUUAAAUCAGAUUAUGCAGCAGAAGAUUAUGAAAAUUAUGAAGAAAACUACGAAGAAGAGCCUCCACUAAUGAAAAGACGAGCUGAAAUCCCAAGAGAAAACCCAGAUGAAGAAAAAAUCCCUAUCAAAUCAGGAGUUAAAAGAGACCAACAAAGAGAUGUAACCCUCUCUUCAAUUGAACCUGCUCCAGUUAAUGCCAAGCAAGAGCCUGUCAGCCAGGUAAACCCUUCAUUUUUGGCAUUUUUAAAUUCAAUCCCCAAGUCAAUUACAAUCUCUUCUUGGAUCGAAAGCAAAGGUCUGAGUUUAGAUGCUUAUCUUGGCUAUGAAGAAUUCUCAAAAAUCACCAAUAUUAGUAGAAUGGAUCAAGAUUUCAUUUUUUCCUUUUUGGAUGCCAAUAAGCGAGGCUUUAUUUUUGUCCAUCAAAUUAUGACACUUCUUGAAGUGCUUCAGUUCAAUAAAGGUGAUAUUAAAAAUUUCCCAUUCAGCGCGAAUCAAAACGUUGAUAGUAGUGCAAAAAAUAUAUUAAUUUCAGAAGCAAAUCAAGUAGACGAAACUAAUAAAACAGCAAGCGAGUUUUAUUCAGAACUCGGAAUCGGAAUUGAUAGCAACCUCACAUCAACAUAUUUUAAUCAAAUAUUCGGGCAAGAUGCAGCUAUUUUAGAAUUAAAUAGACUUUUUGCAGCAUUAGAUGUGCAGAAAUCAAAGAAGGUAAGAUUUUAUUACUGUCUAGCCUGCAUUGAAAGCUAUUGCCAAUACAUUCUAGAAGCAGACUCAAAAAAAACUCCAAGCUGGGGUGACCAAAUAAGUAAUGUUGUAUUAAACUCCACCCCUCCGUGAGUGAACAAAAAAAUUUUGUUCACUAACUGAGGGGGGGUUAAUUUUUUUUUUUUAUAAAAGAUUUAUAUAUAAAAUUUUAUAGAAAAUAUUUUUUUCGAAAUUUAAAAAAAUCCUAAUUUGCAAAAUGGGAAGCAAAUGUUAAUUUAAUUUAUUAAAUUUAUAUUUUAAAACGCAAUUUGUUUAAAAUUAAACAAAAUUAGCUCGAGAUUUCAUUAUAAUAAUUAUCACUUAUAUAUCAAAUUUUUUUCAUAAAUUUUUUCUAUCAAAAAAUUUUUGUUCAUUCACGGAGGAAUAUACAUUAAAAUGGCGACGGCUCGGAAUGUGUAUCCGGCUAGGUUUUACCUUGGCACAGUGGAGCGCAACGUCGGAUUAGGCCGACCGCAGCUUAUUCUGACACCAGGGGUUUUACCUCAGGGAAGGAUGGAUUCCAGGGUUGGAAAGGGAAGCUCAGCGGCAUCGGGAAGGUACCUCCUGAUCAAUCGGGCAACUCCCUAGCGUGAAACUGGGCGUUACGUCCCAGGCUUUGGAUUUCCAUCUUGGCCGACAGUCCUACCAGAAAAUUUGUUUUUCAAAUUUUCGGAAUGGGCAACUCUGUUGACGUACUGCUAGGUGGCGUAACUCAUCCAACUACGGGUAGCGAGUGCACAUCCUCGUCCAGUAGGAGCAACAUCUUGAAGGUCGUGGUCGAUCGGUGGUGAGCAACCGGGUGGAGCGUGAAGGGUGAAGGUAGGGCAGGGGAGACCCGCGCCAAUACGACGAGCCGUUCAUAAUACUAAUUAAUGUUAAUGUUAAUGUUCAUUCACGAAGGGUGGGGUUUAGGCAAAAAAUAGUAAUGGUCUUGUUCACUCACGGAGGGGGGAGUAAGAAUCCCUGAAAACGCCAAAACCAUCGAUUUUUUCAACAUUAUCCAGAUUCAUGAAGCUAUUGAUGAAGCUAAAUUUGUGAGCAUUGUUAUGACAAAGCUAAACUUAGACGUCGGAAAAGCUCAAAAUCUCUUUUCUGAUAUUGACGUCAAAAAGUGCAGACAAAUUUUUGGAUUUCAGCUCUUAACGCAAGUGGAUUUGUAUAGAAGCUGCAUAGAAAACGGAAAAGUUGUGAACGAGAUGCCAAGUCUCCCUUAUUCUUAUGCAUCUGAUUUACCGAGGAAUAUAAAAUUGCCUUUGAUGGGUUUGGCUAAAAAAAUAGAUGAUGGUAAUGUUGGCACUUGUGAGAGGUUUUGGGCUUCAGAAGUUAAUAUAAGCUCAGUUAUGACUAAAAAAGAGUUUGCUUAUAGCGUUAAGGAUUUAACAGAGCAGCAAGCUUUUGAUAUUUUUGGGAAAUGCGACAUAAAGCAAUCAGGGAAAAUCUGGUUUUACCACUUUUUAGCUGUUUUAGAAACAUACAGAGCAUCAUUCAAGAUAAAUAAUCCAGUUUCUUCAUCAAGCGGAUUGGCGCCUACUGCACGAAACUCAGAGCCUGUUGCCAAAGUCCCAGAGCCAGCUCCCAAAGUCUCACAGAAUCCUCAAAAUCUACUCCAAGAUGCCUUAAUAAAAGUGGGGAAGUAUCUAAAUGGUCAAAAUGAGUACCAAAGAAUUCUUACAGCAAACGAUGUAUUCGGAAUAAUGGACUACAAUGAAAAAGGAACAGUUGGAAAAAAUGAAUUUAAGCGGUGUUUAAGCAAGCUAAAUAUCGACAUAACAGACCAACAACAAGAUCUGCUGAUGGUAGAAGCUGAUACAAAUAAAAAUGGAGAAAUCGAUUAUAAUGAAUUUUGUGGCUUUUUAAGUGCAUUUCUGAAAUCCUCUGAGAAAAAAAGCCCAGAGCCAACAGUCAUAAAGCAAAAGAAGAGAGGGGAAAUUAAAGGAGUCGAGAGAAAACCGAACGAUUUUGCUGAAGGCUCUUUCGGCCAGGCAAUUUAUAAGCUUAAGAUUUAUAUGAGAGACAACCAAAAUGGGAUAAAGUCUAUAGAAAGUACUUUUCAGCGCCUUGACGAAGAAAAGACCAAUAUUUUAUGUGAAACUGAGUUUAAUCUUGGUCUUGAAAGAAUGAGGAUUGGGUUAACUUCAAGGCAAAAAGAGCAAAUAACAAAGCUAGCUGACACCAAGAAGGAUGGACAAAUAAACUACAAAGACUUCAUAGAUUUACUUUAUGACUAUGAAUUUUCCAGCCCUAAUAAAGUAGGUGCGGAAGAAAGCAAGGAUAUAAAGCUGCCCAUCGAAAUGAUGCAAGAAGAUGACGUGAAUAACCCAGUUUCAGAAAUCCAUAGCUACCAAAUACAGCCAGAUGUUGAUUAUUUCACAAAGUCAAAUCCUCGAUGUACAACGAUUUUAAAUAGUGAAAUUGCAACCUUAAAGCGAUGUGUGGAACUAUUAGAAAAGCUCAAGAAAGGAAAAUUCAAAGACCCAGAUUUUGGUCCAGAACAAGAAAAAGGGGGCGCAUUUUGUUUGUAUUGGAAUGGUGUGCCUCCUGGUAGCAAUUAUCCACCUUCUGAAGAAUUAGAGUGGGUUGCGCCAUCAGAUCAUUAUGAUUGCAGUUUUAUAAAAGAAGGGAUCAGCACUAAUGACGUUAUUCAAGGGUCUCUUGGUGACUGUUGGUUCAUUGGAGCUCUAUGCGUGCUUGCAACUAGAGACAACUUAGUUAGAGGAAGCAUAGAAAGUCUAUCUAACCCAAAUGAAAUAACUGCAGAAAAUGCACUUGGGGUUUCCAAAGGUGUCUAUCCACCUAUUUUCCAUUGUUUUGCUAAAAAAGGGCUAUAUGUGUUAAGAUUUUUCAUAAAUGAUGCCUGGAGGUGGGUUAUUAUUGAUGAAAGAGUCCCAAUGUACACUGGAGGUGACAGGCCGCAGUAUGUCUUUGGGCACUCUAGAGAUCCUGGAGAGCUUUGGGUGUGUCUUAUAGAAAAGGCUUAUGCGAAAAUAUUUGGAUGCUAUGAAUCGUUAAAUGGAGGUCUUAUUGAUGAUGGCCUUUGCGAUUUGACUGGACUUGCUUCUGAAAACCUCAAAAUUAAAGGGAAAAAUGGAUUUUUAAGUGGCCCUGCUGACCAAGAAAAGCAAAAAGCAGACCAACUGUGGCAAAGACUCAAGAGUUAUAGAGAUCAAGGAACUCUUAUGGGGUGCUCUAUUGAUGGGCAAGGUGUUGAAAGUGAUGUCAUUAUAGACGGUGAACAAACUGGCCUCCUCGCUAGACAUGCAUACGGGAUAAUUGACGUCAUUUAUGUUAAUAACCCACGAGCGACCAAUACUAAAAAACGCCACAGACUUCUCAGAGUAAGAAAUCCAUGGGGACAGAGAGAAUGGCAAGGCAAAUGGCAUGAUAAAAGUCCAGAGCUCUUACAAAAUCUUGAAAUUAUCCAAAGAGAGCUUGAAAAAAUAGAAGGCGAGCCUUAUGACCCAGAAAAUAGCGACGAUGGGACUUUCUUAAUGAACUUCAAAAGCUGGAGGACAAUUUAUGAUAACCUGUAUGCCUGCGUAGACUUCCCUGAUGAGUGGUGGGGUGUGCGAUUUCGAGGAGCCUGGACAAGAGAAAACUCAGGCGGAGUCCCAACAACCCCGAAUAAAGCGCAUGCAGAAAGAUGGGCUAAAAACCCACAAUUCUUUAUGGAGCUAAAGCAGAAAUCAGAAAUCUUUAUUUAUUUGUCUCAAGAGGACGGGAGACAUGCGAAAGGCUCAGUGUUUCCUUUUGAAGGAGUCAUUAACACUGCGUGUUUUUCUAUUAUGAAGGUAGGUCCUGAUGAAGAUUUAAACUUAAAUUAACAGAUGGUGCUUAGCCUAGUUGUUAAAUAGGAUCUCCAUUGCGAGAAUCACAACUUUUGACCCUGCCUUCCACCAGGGAUGGCAGCAUCUCCUCCUUGCUUUCCACUUCUGUUGAGUGGGCAGUCUUCGGACUCCUGAGGCCUUGCUUGAGGAUAUGGGCGUACAAGGUUGUCUAUACCUAUAAUCCAAACAAUUUAUUUCCAUAUUGACUAUCGGCAAAAAGGAAAUCUCGUUCAUUCUGGAGAAAUUUGCUAAAUUAGUCUAGGAAUUGUUUUUAGACCCUGAAGGGCAUCAAUUCCUACCAUACUGCUUUCUCUUGAAGUAAAUCCAUCCUAAAAGUGAACUAGGGCUAGGCUCCAGAAAAUGCUGAAAUUGCUUACCUGCAUAGCUGUCCUACAAAUAUGCGCCCGAAGGAAGUCGGUGUAGCUGGCCCCAAAGCGCUGAGACUCCAUAUAUAAAUUUUCAUGGUGAAGACAGAGUAACUUUCUUUGACCAAUCCAAAAUUAUAAAAUUGUCUGUACUUAAGCUGCAUAGAGAAAUUGAGCUGAGGAUUGAGCUGAAUCCAGGGAAAUAUGCAAUUGUUCCUGCAACUUUGGAUCCUGGAAAAACUGGGCCGUUUGGCCUUUCUAUUUAUUUGUCGUGCCAGAAGAAUAUGGCUAAAUUGUAUGCUGGAGAUGACAAGAGUAACCAAGGAGAGCUUAUAGAAGAGGAAGAAGAAGUAUCAAAAGAGAGUAUCAACCCUUCAAUUAUUUCUGAUUUGAGAGAACUCGUUAGAUAUCUUAUGACGGUAUAA
Blepharisma stoltei is the source of this 8467-nucleotide messenger RNA. The record is from the annotation of a GenBank genome assembly. Lineage: Eukaryota; Ciliophora; Heterotrichea; Heterotrichida; Blepharismidae.